Aspergillus pseudotamarii is the source of this 1577-nucleotide messenger RNA. Its product is annotated as endo alpha-1,4 polygalactosaminidase. NCBI's taxonomy places the organism in Eukaryota, Fungi, Ascomycota, Eurotiomycetes, Eurotiales, Aspergillaceae. The record is from RefSeq and is a predicted model, not a curated record. The coding region runs from base 503 to 1465 and encodes 320 amino acids. The transcript has a single exon.
AAGCCAUCAUUCAUUAGUAAGGUUGCACCGCAGGUGACCUCGAAACAACAGCCACUGUGGCAGAGUCCAUUGUUUGGACUGGGACUGCCGCUGUCUGUAAGGCAUUCACUUGCCUUAAUUCCAACCCAGGGCAGGCGUCUCUACAUCCGAUUCCCCGGAUCACCUCAACGCAAUCUCUGUACAAGCCACUUCAUAGUUCGGUGUAACCGCUGAGAGAGGGAUUUCUUUGUCUUCUCCUGGCCUAUACAUUUAACGGUUGCCUUAGAACCCUGUGGUUCUCUACUCCAGAAUACGCCACUUCAUUUGCUUCAUUAUCGUAUCGUUUGAUCUUCAUCUCAGGUUCUCUUUAAAUUUUCUUAUCAUCCCCCCACCUUACAGCUGUGGUUUUGUGAAAAUCAAAUCGCAGGUCGUGUCUUUCUUUCUUAGAAUUCCCUUCUUUGAAUAUUCCUUUCUUUAGUCAUUCAUUUUACCGGAAUUUUCUCUUUGUGAAACCUAUCGCAUUAUGGCAGGUAUUGAUGAGGCGCUGCCCUUGAAGGGCAAGGGACAAGCUGCGUCUGGCUGGAAGACUUGGUCCGUCAAGAAGCGCAUGCUGAUUAUCGGUUCUGUUGUUCUCGUGAUCGCCCUCGCUAUUGGUCUAGGCGUUGGUUUGGGAGUCGGUCUGAAUAAGGGCGGAGGGGAAGACGAAGGCGAGGUUCCGCCUACCACCGGAGGAGGAGUGACCACAGCUAAGUGGCAGCCGGCCGUAGGAACGAAAUGGCAGAUUGAGCUUCUGUACGCGCUCAACGACACCUCAGUAGACGCGGAUAUCUACGACAUUGAUCUCUUCAACAAUGACAAGUCCACCAUUAACGGACUGCAAAAGCAAGGCCGCAAGGUGAUCUGCUACUUCUCCGCUGGGAGCUACGAGAACUGGAGGCCCGACAAGGACAAGUUCAAGGACUCCGACAUGGGCAACACGCUGGAUGGAUGGCCGGAUGAGAAAUGGCUUGACCUCAACUCCAAGAACGUACGCAGCAUCAUGACGUCGCGUCUGGAUAUGGCGGUCGAGAAGGACUGCGAUGGAGUUGACCCGGAUAACGUCGAUGCCUACGACAACGACAACGGUCUCGAUAUGAAGAAGGAGGAUUCGGCGAAUUUCAUGAUGUGGCUCGCCAACGAAGCGCAUGCACGCAAUAUGUCCAUUGGCCUGAAGAAUGCCGGGGCGAUCAUCCCCGCAGUGAUCGACAACAUGCAGUGGAGCGUGAACGAGCAAUGCGCGCAAUAUGAGGAAUGCGACACCUAUGCCGCAUUCAUCAAUAAGAACAAGCCCGUCUUCCACAUCGAGUACCCCAAGGGCGACGACACCAACAACAACCAAAUGGUCACCACGAGCCAGAAGAAGAGUGCUUGCGACUUCGAGGGAUCCUCCAACUUCUCGACGGUCAUCAAGAACAUGAAUCUGGAUAAUUGGAUCCAGACCUGCUAGUCGCACAAUUGAUCAUCAUCUGGAUACUCUGUUCGAUCAGCAAGGGCGCCGGGAGUUUGAGAUUGGGAUUCCAUCAUCCCCAUACCAUCUAUAUAGUUUGACUAUGAUGUAA